Zygosaccharomyces rouxii is the source of this 4368-nucleotide messenger RNA. It is a transcript of the gene EDE1, whose product is annotated as Ede1p. Gene Ontology annotation, cellular component: plasma membrane; cytoplasm. Gene Ontology annotation, biological process: endocytosis; endosomal transport. The record is from RefSeq and is a predicted model, not a curated record. The transcript has a single exon. Gene Ontology annotation, molecular function: protein binding; calcium ion binding. The coding region runs from base 1 to 4368 and encodes 1455 amino acids. NCBI's taxonomy places the organism in Eukaryota, Fungi, Ascomycota, Saccharomycetes, Saccharomycetales, Saccharomycetaceae.
AUGGGCUCCUAUUUUGCCAUAAAGGAUCAGAACAGGAGUAAUACACACUUUACUACAGAGGUAAUACCAUCAAUCGAUAGAUUUUCAAUACGAGAUUACAUAUCGAUAUCGAUUAUGAGUGGUAGUGGAAGCAUUGUAUUUCGAACGCCAUUGCAGCCGGAUGAGAAUACUUUCUAUAGUCAACAAUUCCGCCGGCUCGAUAGAGAAGAUUUGGGUAUUGUUACAGGUGAAUCUGUAAAGCCAUUGUUUGCAGCAUCUGGAUUGUCAGCAUCAUCGUUAUCGCAAAUAUGGGCUGCUGUGGAUACGGAUAACAAGGGGUUUCUAAACCAUACAGAGUUUUCUGCAGCAUUGAGAAUGAUUUCACAUUUGCAGCAGAGACCAAAUUUACCUGUUACACCAGCGCUUUACGAAACACCUUCUGGCAGAUUACCAGUACUUGGUGGGGGUAAUGUUAGUGGUUCCAACACAUCAACACCCUUGGCAGCAGGUGCAACAAUGGCUGGUAACAAUGAAAAUGCGGCUUCACCAGUGGCAACUUCACCAAUUCGUGCGACUUCUUCCAAUCUUUCAGCGAUUCCACUAAUUCCUCACCAAGAUGUGGCAAAAUUUUCUCAACUUUAUGAUAGAACUGCCAUGGGAACUCCUGCUUUACCGGGUGAUAAGGCAAAGGAAAUCUUUAUGAAGGCAAGGUUACCAACAAAUACGUUAGGGGAAAUUUGGGCUUUAUGUGAUAGGAAUGCUUCUGGUUCAUUGAGCAAGCAGGAAUUUGUUAUGGCCAUGUAUUUGAUUCAAUUGAGCAUGUCAAGACAUCCAUCUGUGACACCGUUGCCUGGUAGCUUACCCAACCAACUAUGGAACUCAAUCAACACAGCAACGACUUCUUCCAAUGUACCAAACACUACCGUUGCCAGUCCUAGCAGUGGGACAGCACCAAUAAGCGCUAAUUCCACGGGUAAACCUUUGUCUAGGCAAAAUACCUUACAAAGAUUGUCCAGUGGUGUCUUUACCAGCGCUUCCACGGAUUGGUCUUUAGGCUUUGAUAAAAAAAGACAAUUUGAUGCUAUCUUUGAUAGUUUGGAUAAAAACCAUACUGGUUCAUUGGGGGCAGCUGUGCUUGUUAAUUUUUUUCUUUCUUCAAGACUCAGUCAGGAGACUCUGGCUAGUGUUUGGGAUUUGGCUGACAUUCACAAUAAUGCAGAAUUUACCAAAGUGGAAUUCGCAAUUGCCAUGUUUUUGAUUCAAAAGAAAAACGCAGGUGUAGAACUACCAGAUGUAAUUCCAGAUCAACUCUUACAUUCACCAGCAUUGGGUCUCUUCCCCAAUCAGCAAGGUGGUAUUGCAUUGCCUCCAAGAGAAUCUAAACCUUCUUUUGCAGAGUCUCAACAGGCACCAGUUCAAGUACGUCAAAACUCUAAUAAUGGAUCUUUAAACGAUCUCUUGGCACUAAACCACUCCUUUACUUCACCACCACCUCCACAACAGCCAGCUCCGCGUCAAACUUCAAGCUUUUCCCGUGACUCUACUGGUGGUUCUAUACCAAUCAAUAGUUACGGCCAUGCUGCUGCUGCUGGCGGUGGUAUGACUAGAAAUUAUACACCACAAGCAGAUUUGGGACAAAAUGUGAUUAGAGAAGAAGCAGAAGAGAGUUCUCAUCCUUACCGUCAACAAACUGUGCAACCUAGAAAUAUGGCUCCCCAAUCACCACAACGGGGAUCUGUCUCAGGGCUACCACAAGUGGGCGGUUAUGGAUCGCAAAGCAUGCCUACCUCCAAUGUGGCUCAUGGUGUUAAUGCCGGCGGUCUAUCUAAAAAUAACGAUUUGUAUGCCGAUGCAGAAGCCUCUGCUCAACUUUCCAACGCUACCACUGAAGUGGCUAACUUGUCCAACCAAGUUAAUUCUUUGACUAAGCAGGCAGCUAUCACUUCCGAUAAAAAGACUAGAGCAGCUCAAGAAUUAGAGAGAGUCAAUGCGACAAAAACUUCCAUUGAAAGUAAACUGCAAAGUUUGAGAAGCUCUCAUGAACAGAAUGUGAAAGAAGCUGAAGAGUUGGAAGCAAAGUUAACAGAAGCAAACAAAGAGACAGCAGCUCUUGAACAGCAGCUAACUGUCACUGAGGGCAAUUACCAUGCGGUGGAAUCUAAGGUCACUGAAUUGACUCAAACAUAUGAGGAAGCUCAACAAAAAAACCAUCAGCUAAAAACUCAGAUCUCUAAUUUGAACGCCAUGUCUUCCACUUUGCAAGCACAACUGGCUGAAAAGCAACGUCAAGUUAAACAAGAGAGAUCCAUGGUGGACGUUAACAGUAAACAAAUGGAAUUGAAUCAAUUCACUGUGGCUAAUUUCGAAAAUGAAAUUCAAGGUCUUGGUGAGAAAUUACAAGUAUACUUGAGCAAACGUAAGGAAUUAAAUGAUUACCAAAGGACUGUUGAACAACAACAUGGUCAACUCCAAACUAAAUACCAACAAUUGGAAACAAAAAACCAAGAUUUGGCUACCCGUGGUCAGGAUUUAGAAAAGCGUAGAAAGGCACUCAAAGAACAAGAAAAGGCUUACCAACAACAAUCUGCCCAGUUACAAGCUAUGUUUGAUGACUUGAACAAGAAAAGAGCUGCACAUAGUAAAGCCUUAGCUUCUGGCUUUGAUAGUGGUGCUGGUGCUGGUGCUGGUACUCGUUCUGGUACUAGUACUGGUACUGGUGUCGGUGCUGGUGUUGGUGCUGGAAUUGCUGCCGGUCUUGCUGCUGGUGUUGGAGGUGCGGCUGCUCAUGGUGUCAGCUCUGCUAACAGAUCUCCACAAUUCAAUGAAGCGGUGGCGCCUGGUUCUAGAAAUAUCAGAGCUGAUCCUGGUGUUAACCCUGGUGUUACUCCUGGAGCAAGUGGUGCUACCCAUGAGGAUGAUGUUUCUAAGUUUGUAGAAGCAACUGUUGCCAACUCAAAGUUAGGGGGUGGUGAGGAUGAAGAUCGUCCUGAAAGUGAUGUAUUCGACAAGGAUAUCCCUACUGUGGGCUCUCAGACUGAGGCAGAUGAUGAAUUUGAAACUCGCAGAGCUCAGGAUAGGACUGAAAAUUUCACAGAUCGUUUUGAAGGUGAUUUGAACGAGUACGGUAUCCCAAGAACACAGUCUUUGACUUCUUCUGUUGCCAACAAUGCUCCUCAAUCUGUGGUAGAUGAUGUGGAGAUUCCAGACAACUUUCAAGAUAACACCACUACCAGAGCCAUUGGUGGUGAAAGGGAUUCAGCAAUGCCUGGUCAAUGGGGUGGCUCUGCACCCGCUAGUGGUGGAGUUCCAGAAGCUCCUGCUUCAAGCCAUCAAGAAUAUGGCAGUAGUAGAGGUAGUGGUUCUAUUGAAAACUUGACCCAAAGAGGUUCUCAAGAUAGAUCCGCUACUGCUGGUGAAAAAGACCUUCGUGAAAAAUAUGGUAACAUUGACGACGAAUUCCCACCUAUCCAGGAGUUGAAUGUGAAUGAAAGUGAUACUUCUUCUGACGAUGAGGUAUUCCAAGACACUAAAGAAGAUACUGGUCCGGCUUCUAAUGCUGCGCUUCAAGGAAGAAGUCACCCUAACUCUCAGGUGAGACAAGCUGCUGCUCCCCCUGGUGAAUCUUCUUCAAGAGGUGGGGAAACUUCAUUACAAGGCAGUCAGCCAUCUUUACUUGGUGAUGAAGUUUAUGCCUCCAAUGGUCCAACUCCAGGUAUGUACCAGACAGGUGGUGUUGGUCAAAAAGGUCCAAGUACAACUAACUCAUCUGCAUUUGACCAUAGAUUUUCAUCAUAUUCUCCUUUACCUUCUGGUGCUGCCCAUAACUCUGUUCCUGCGCCUACUGGGUACCGUGAUGAGUUCGACGAUGAGUUUGCUGGUUUAGAGCAAGCUAACGAGGAAGCACCUGAAUCUCCUGAUUCUAUAUAUGAAUCAAAGCCUAAUGAAGGAUCUAUGGAAGAUUUUGAGAAAAUUGAACACAAAGAUCUAGAUGAUGAAUUAAACCAAAAUGUCCCUACGGGUACCAAUACAUCAAGCUCUAGACAACCUAGAAGCCCCGAUGGCAUCAGCAACGACGAGUGGGAUGAAAUCUUUGCAGGCUUUGGAAACUCGAAACCAUCGAGCGGUGAAGGUAGACUUGAUACUAGUGCUGUUUCUGGUGUUGGUCAUGAUGUUGGUCAUGGUGCCCAUGUGGAGAGUCCAAUGCCUUCAGGAAAUGCUUCUAAAAAAGUGGAGCCACCUGUUAACCGCGGAAUUGCUACUACUCCAAGAUCCCUAGCUGUGGAGGAACUAAGUGGGAUGGGUUUCACUGAACAAGAAGCAGUAGAUGCCUUAGAAAGAUGCAAGUGGGAUUUGGAAGCUGCAACAAAUUACCUACUUGACAGUGCUUGA